Cloeon dipterum is the source of this 1629-nucleotide messenger RNA. RefSeq names its product chymotrypsin-like elastase family member 2A. Gene Ontology annotation, biological process: proteolysis. Gene Ontology annotation, molecular function: serine-type endopeptidase activity. The record is from RefSeq and is a predicted model, not a curated record. Lineage: Eukaryota; Metazoa; Arthropoda; Insecta; Ephemeroptera; Baetidae. The transcript has 8 exons. The coding region runs from base 53 to 1384 and encodes 443 amino acids.
UAUAAAACCUCGCUGCCGCUGGUUGUCCACUCACUUUUAGCGUACAAGUAAAAUGUUACGGUUCAGAAAGAUGCUGGUUCUGCUGUUCAUGCUGACAUCAACUCAGUUGGUAGUCACGGUGGAAACUACUAGUUCAGAUGCUAAAUUACAAGCGGAUAAUACGCAAACUGCUGGAAGCAAGUUCCAAAACGUUCUCAAUACUUUUGACGUUGCUGAGCGACUUACUGAUAUGAACCAACUCAAUCGAGUCUUUGGUAAGCUCACUGCAACACCAGGGCAGUUCCCAUGGAUGGUUUUCAUCGUUGCUGACCACAAUGAAGUUUUUAGCGGAACCUUAAUAUCGGAUCAGUGGAUUCUCACUUCUGCAUUCUUCUGCUCAAAGUACAACCUGAGCACUAUAAUCUUGGGUGUCGUCGGCGACUAUACCUACUAUGUGGAAAAUCCAACUAUUAUAGACAAUUAUAAUUACACUUGCUACGUGCACGAGCUAUACGAACCAUAUAAUGAUACGAAAGGACACAACAUAGCUCUGAUUAAGAUGCUAAAGCCUGUUACUUUUACAACCAAUAUUAUGCCCAUACAACUACCUUCUGUAAAUGAUGCCACGAAGGAUUUUACUAAUAUUUCGAUGACAGUUAGUGGAUAUAGGAAAGAGAGCUAUUGUUAUGUUUUAAAUACAUACAGCACGUCAUAUUCCUUCUCUCUGAAUUACGAAGAAUUGCAGGGGGUUACCUACGCGGAGUGCUCUGCAAACCUCAUGGCAAAUUAUGCGCUUUCUUUGACUGAAUCCGCAAUCUGCACAGGCCACUCCAGCUUCGGACUCUGUAGUGUUGGUGCUCAAGGCGCUCCUUUAUUCUACAAGAACCAAAAUGGAUAUUGGGUUAUUGCGGGCAUUAUUGCAUCUUACCCCUACAACUAUUGCAAGGACGGCAUUCCGACAGUCUUUACCCGCGUUAGCUCUAAUCUUGAUUGGAUUUAUACGAAAACUGGAAUGUCACUCCCAGGAGUAUCAACUAGCACACCAAUAGCAACCACUUUCUCAGAAGUGCCCGAAGGAUCAACUUCAGGGACUCAUUCUGGUAAUACCUCGACCACAGGUGGCUCACCAUCGACCACUUCUAAUCAGUCGACCACUGGAAAGCCCUCAACUACCACAAUUACUACUAAACCAACCUCUACCUCUACUGAAAAAACAACCACGACCACGAAACCAUCAAGCACGAUGACCUUUAAACCAUCAAGUCUGAAGACCACCACAAAGACAACCACCAAAACAACCACUAAGAGGACCACCAAGACCACAACCAAGACCACCACUAAAACCACCCCGAAAACCUCAACAUCUAAGAAAUCUAGCAGCACCACUAAAAAAGCUUCUGGCUAAAAUUUACUUUGAUUUCAUGCUUUGAUAUCUGUUAAUCUUUGAAAUACGAUCGAUCUUGGCAAAAUUUCCCCUUUAGCAAUAAAAAGAGGAUUUACCUUAAUACCGUAUCACUUAAAGAGGCAUCUCAGUAUUGAAAUAAUUCGAAGGACGCAUGUCAAAAAAUGAUUUAACUGUGUUUUAAAAAUAAUAUUUUAAAUAAAUUUGUGUCUGGAUUGGAAUAAAAUUUUUAAAAGUAUUAGAAAUGC